Molecule: messenger RNA, 997 nt
Organism: Desarmillaria tabescens
Lineage: Eukaryota; Fungi; Basidiomycota; Agaricomycetes; Agaricales; Physalacriaceae
Exons: 2
Coding region: 63-854 (263 amino acids)
Source: RefSeq, a predicted model, not a curated record
CUUUCCUUUCCUUCUAACAGUCACACUCACCAUCACUUGGCCUCUUCAAAACAGCCACUCUUAUGGACGGACACCAAGCUUUCUCAGGUUUGGCUAUAAUUGCCGAUUGGCCAGGCGAUGGACAAGACACCAGAUCCCAGUCUAGUACUGCACUUGCGACUCCAGUGACUCCAACUCGAGGUCCUCGGGCUGUCGUAUUCUGUGCCGCGAGAGAAGUCACUCGUAUCUUUACAAAGGAGGGAUGCACAUUUGCGAUCUUGGGAAGUACAGCGUGCUAUCUCUACAGAAAUGACCGUUUACCGAAUGACCUCGACAUUUUGAUGUCAUCACAUACCUGCAAACCAGAGUUGUUGAAGGAAUUCUUCGUCACUAAGAAUCCGGAUCGUUUUUACCUCACGGACACUAAAACACCCGGAGCUACCUGGAAGGUCUUUUGGUACCACGACCACAACGUGGAUGGGAAAGUGGAGAAAACCAAAGUCGACAUCCUCAAACCGGGAGUGUUACAACUCCCGAUGAUAUUUUCCGAGGCUAUCGUCGAUAAACAGGGAUUCCCGGUCGUUCCCAUGUCAAUUCUGCUAUUGCAUAAACUGAAGGGAUGGAAGGAUAACAUGGAGUCGACGGAGCAGCGACUUCGGAACAAGCAUGAUGCGGAUGUGGGAGAUAUAGGCUCACUGUUGAGGAUCAUCGUGGAGGGAAUGAGCAUGCAGGAAAAGAAAAACUCGACGUAUUGGAAACGGUUUGCAAUGGAACGGUUUGAUCAGGAAUUCCGGGAUGGGACCGAGCGUCGGGUGAGGUUGUUUUGUUCGAGGUUCCCAGAGUAUCGUGCUAUGUGGCGGAAGCUAGGCUGGUAGGACCAGCUACAUAUUUUCUGUUCACUCUGUACUUCCGUAUCUAUAACCUCGCUGAAAUUUUGACACAGAAGCUGUCAGGGAACUUCAAUAUGAUUAGACUUUUAGGGCUGUUCUGCGUUUGCGGUCCCCAGCCUUGAAGAUUU